CGUCUACCGGUCUCGCACAGUCGCUUGGUCGGAGAGGAAGGGAUUAGAGUUGGAGUGGAUCGCUAAGAUUUAGUUUUCAAAAUGAAUGUUUUAAGAACGUGGAAACAGUUGUCCAGACUUGGACAGACAACGCAAACUCUUCAACAAGGGCUGAUAGGCAGUUUGGUACGACUCCAGUCGACGCAAGCUCAAACUUUGAGCUUGAAAGAAACAAUGUAUCGCAUAGUCCCGGAGAAACAGAAGGAAGUUGCGGAAUUCCGGAAAACUUACGGCGAUAAAUCUUUGGGGGAGUACACAGUUGACCAGGUUUAUGGUGGUAUGCGAGGUAUCAAAGGUUUGGUUACAGAGACCUCACACUUAGAUGCAAAUGAGGGAAUUAGGUUCCGAGGCUAUACAAUUCCAGAAUGCCAAAAGCUUUUGCCUAAGGCAGAUGGCGGUGAGGAACCUUUGCCAGAAGGAAUAUUUUGGUUACUUAUGACAGGAGAAAUACCAACAAAACAGCAGGUUGACAACUUGUCCAAAGAAUGGGCUGCCAAUGCUGACUUGCCGCCACAUGUUGUGCAGAUGUUGAACAACUUUCCUGAGACUCUGCAUCCAAUGAGCCAGUUUAGUGCAGCAAUCACAGCUAUGAACAGCGAGAGUAAAUUCACCAAGGCAUACGCAGGUGGAGCUCCUAAAGCAAAAUACUGGGAGUAUACUUUUGAUGAUGCCAUGGAUGUGACAGCCAAGAUCACAACAGUGGCAGCAUACAUAUACAGAAAUGUGUUCAAGGAUGGAAAAGUCACACCAGUGGAUCCAGGCAAAGAUUGGGCUGAUAACUUAUCUAGCAUGCUCGGUUUUGAGGAUCCUAUGUUUCACGAGAUGAUGCGACUGUACCUUGUUCUGCAUGCCGAUCAUGAAGGAGGAAAUGUCAGUGCUCAUACCACCCACCUUGUUGGCAGUGCUCUGUCAGAUCCCUAUCUGUGCCUUGCUGCUGGUAUGAAUGGUCUGGCAGGACCUCUUCAUGGCUUGGCUAAUCAGGAAGUCUUAAUCUGGACCACAAACAUGCUAAAAGAUGUAGGAGACAACCCAUCUACAGAGAAAGUUAGGGAAUAUGUCUGGAACACUCUGUCUGGUGGGCAAGUUGUGCCUGGUUUUGGACAUGCAGUUUUGAGAAAGACAGACCCUCGUUACACAGCCCAGAGAGAAUUUAGCUUAAAGCAUUUGCCAGAUGAUCCCCUGUUCAAACUUUGUGGUCAGCUGUAUGAAAUUGUUCCAAAUGUUUUACUGGAGCAAGGAAAAGCAAAGAACCCUUGGCCUAAUGUUGAUGCUCAUAGUGGAGUUCUUCUUCAGCACUAUGGUUUGACAGAAAUGAAUUACUACACUGUUUUGUUUGGUGUAUCGCGUGCCCUGGGUGUGCUUUCAUCAUUAGUCUGGUCUCGUGCCCUGGGUCUCCCAAUUGAACGCCCGAAGAGCAUGACAACAGAAUUGCUUAAAUCAGCUGUUGGUGCUUCAUAGGCACUCCCGAAUACUUUCAAAACAAAAUAUGGAUCUUUGCUGCUGGUCUGCUUAAAGGAAACGGAACUGCAACGAUAAAACACCCAGUGUUGUUUUUAGAAACUUUUUUUUUUUCAAAUUUUCAUUUUCUCUUCUCUAAACUUUCUUUUGUGUGCUUCAACUGGAUAUAAUAAGUAAUUAAUAAGUAUAGUACAGGAAAAAUUGUAUUGGAUAAUUCAGUGUUAUUGACACUUUGACUGCACUUUUUAUUAACAAAACAGAAUAGACUCAGGUAUUUAAGAGUGAAGUGUAGGUAGUGAUAACACAUGGAUUGAAUGAUAAAGGGAAAUCAUAUUGUACCCAUGCAGUACUUUACCUUGAUAACAGCAUAUUCUUCUCACAAUUUAUGUCCAAAGUUCUUGAUAUGAUAAUAAUUUUGUACAAGUUACACAGAAUUUCCCAAAUAAAAACUAGCUCCUCACAA
Pocillopora verrucosa is the source of this 1960-nucleotide messenger RNA. RefSeq names its product citrate synthase, mitochondrial-like. Gene Ontology annotation, cellular component: mitochondrial matrix. The record is from RefSeq and is a predicted model, not a curated record. Lineage: Eukaryota; Metazoa; Cnidaria; Anthozoa; Scleractinia; Pocilloporidae. Gene Ontology annotation, biological process: carbohydrate metabolic process; citrate metabolic process; tricarboxylic acid cycle.